UAUGUUUUUCUGUUCUGUACUUUUUUAUAUAUAUAUAUAUAUAUACUCUCUGCUCGAGAGAUUGGAAGUGAACAGGCCCUGCUUCAAUUCUGCUUUUGAAGAAGAAUUAUAAUACAAGAGCCGAUCAAAACCAGAUUGAUCACUUGUUUGUUUCGUUUUAGGAAGAAAAAUCUCCUGUUGAGAAAAAAAAAAUAAAAAAAUGGAAGACAAUAUUAUGAACAUAGUUGUGUUUGGAGUGAUUUCAUGGGCAACAGCUUUUCUGUUAACAAGGAAGUGGAUCUUCCCAAAGCGGUCGUUUGAGUUCUGCAACCGAGUUGUUUCUACCAUUCAUGCAACUUUAGCUGUAAUCUUAUCCUCUCUCUCCGUUCAAGACUGGAGCUGCCCUGCUUGUCCUCUGGCUUCAAAGGCUUCCCCAAAGCAGAUGGAAACUCUGGCAGUGAGCCUGUCUUAUAUGGUGUAUGAUUUAGUAUGUAGCUCCUUUGACAAGGGAGUCGGUCUCGACAAUUCGAUCCACCAUCUGGUCAGCAUCGUCGGAUUUGGAGCAGUCCUGGCCUAUGGGAGGUGUGGAUCGGAGGUGGUAGCUGCAUUAUGGGUAUCCGAAAUCUCUAGCCCCUUCCUCCACUUGAGAGAGUUCCUCAAAGAGCUUGGAUACAAGGACACUGACCUUAAUUUGGCAGCCGAUAUUUCGUUUGCAGUGAUAUUUACAUUGGGUAGGAUGGUUGGUGGACCUUAUGUCACUUACGUGACUGUGUCUGCUAGCAAUCCGUUUAUCAUAAAGGCAAUGGCAUUGAGCUUGCAGCUGGUCAGUGUCUUCUGGUUCUACAAAAUCCUGAGGAUGGUGAAGUACAAAUUGAGCAAGAGGACACAUCAAAUUGCACCAAAAAAUUGAACUGCGUGGGCAGGAAAGUCAAAGUCGAUCGUGCCUCUCGAUUGGCAUGCUCCACGAUCGAAUAACCUUAUUGCGGUGAUGUUUAUGUAAACAUUUAGUGACCAAGAAUUCUUGUAAUUCUGGUAGUGUAUUCCACUGUCGGGAGAUCUACAGUACAAGUGAGAUACUAAUAUUUCUAAUUCA
This is a messenger RNA of Corylus avellana, 1072 nucleotides long. RefSeq lists its product as uncharacterized. The record is from RefSeq and is a predicted model, not a curated record. Lineage: Eukaryota; Viridiplantae; Streptophyta; Magnoliopsida; Fagales; Betulaceae. Gene Ontology annotation, cellular component: membrane.